AUGGCCAUUCCAUCAGUGCCAUUCGCAACCGGUAAUAUGAGGAGAGCUUUUCUAGUGAAUAUUAAUAAUAUGCCAGCUGAAAUGUGGCUGGAUGGACAGCCACAAAAUAAAUACGUUGUAAAACGCUACGUUAAACGAAACUUGGAUAGACAACAUCUGCAUAGAAUUGAUAUUCAAAUGUUGGUCUUAGCUCGCAAAAUUCUUAUGAACUUCAAGGCCGAUCUGGCCGACUGUACUUGCAACGAUGCAGCGCUGCUAUACA
Molecule: messenger RNA, 262 nt
Organism: Paraglomus occultum
Lineage: Eukaryota; Fungi; Glomeromycota; Glomeromycetes; Paraglomerales; Paraglomeraceae
Source: the annotation of a GenBank genome assembly